CAUGCUCGCGUUACGCCAUCCUGCGCGAGUUCUCGCUUACGUAAAAGCAGCAGCGUGUCGAGAGGAAGUUUCCGCCUCCUGGUCGUUGGGCGCCUGUCUGCGGAAGCGUGGAUGAACAGAAGGGACUCGACGACGGUCACACCGAACAUGCCGGGGAUGCUGCUGGGCGAUGUGCUUCCAAAUUUCCAGGUGGAGACCACCUGCGGCCAAAUUAAACUGCACGAAUUUCUCGGCGAUUCAUGGGGAAUCCUGUUCUCCCACCCCAGAGAUUUCACCCCGGUGUGCACCACAGAGCUGGGCCGCGCUGCCAGACUGAGCAGCGAAUUCACCAAACGCAACGUCAAGAUGAUCGCCCUGUCCAUCGACUCUCUGGAGGACCACCACGCCUGGACCAAGGACAUCCUGGCAUACAACGGCGAGGAGUCGGCCCGCUGCUCGCUGCCCUUUCCCAUCAUAGCGGACAGCAAACGGGAGCUGGCGGUCGCCCUGGGCAUGCUGGACGCGGAUGAGAAGGACAAAGACGGCGUGCCGCUCACUGCGCGCUGUGUGUUCGUCAUCGGGCCCGACAAAAAGCUGAAGCUGUCGGUCCUCUACCCGGCCACCACCGGGCGCAACUUCGACGAGAUCCUGCGAGUGGUGGACUCCCUCCAGUUGACGGCAGGGAGACAACUGUCCACACCUGCCGACUGGAGGCCCGGAGACAGUGUGAUGGUCCCCGCCGGCAUGUCUGAGGAGGAGGCCGCCUCUUUGUUCCCAGCUGGCGUCUACUCCAAAGACCUGCCCUCUGGCAAGAGGUACCUGCGCUACACGCACCAGCCGUAGGGACCGUCCGCCAGAGACGGAAUCCAGCAGCUGCCAUUGAGGGUUUUUUUUUUUUUUUU
Messenger RNA from Pungitius pungitius (ninespine stickleback), 881 nucleotides. Its product is annotated as peroxiredoxin-6-like. The record is from RefSeq and is a predicted model, not a curated record. Gene Ontology annotation, cellular component: mitochondrion; cytosol. Bases 112 to 822 code for a protein of 236 amino acids. Gene Ontology annotation, biological process: cell redox homeostasis; cellular oxidant detoxification. Gene Ontology annotation, molecular function: peroxiredoxin activity. Lineage: Eukaryota; Metazoa; Chordata; Actinopteri; Perciformes; Gasterosteidae. The transcript is spliced from 5 exons.